UCAUGUAUUCCUGUCAUGUACUGUCCGACGGCUGUGUUCAAACCCUGGGCGCUUUUUUAGGGCUCCAGUGGUCUUUUCUGCCCUCUCCAUGUGGAUCGUGUAUAAAGAAAUAGAUUAAAUUGGAUGGCCGAGCUCAAAUCUUUCUUGGAUGUUUUUUUUUUAUGCGGUUAUUUCAAGGGCUCGCUUCCAAGCAAGCUCACACAUUCUGUGAGGCGAGCCGUGUAAAAACCACACAAGUGUGUCGACGACAGUUUCUGCACGGAAACAGCCCAGAUAACGAAAAUGAGACCCUAAAGGAGGGAUUGCAGUUCUGGGAGAAGGAGUCGGGAGCAGGAGGAGAUCGGGGACAGACAGAUCGUGUUGGACACACGCUUCCCUGUGAAGUGACUGCAGAGAUAAAAGGAGUGUCCAGAAAAGCGCUACAUAAGUACGUCCCUCCCUCCGCCUUCUGGUACUGGAUCUUCAUUGUCAUCCCGGCGGUGGUGGCUGGGCUCCUCCUCCUCCUCCUCUGCUCCCGGCCGCUUCUGCUCUGUUGGCGGGGGGCAGCCAACCCCCUCUGCCCCGGGGGCCAGGAUCUCGACACCCAGAAGCCUCUGCCGCCCUGGAAGAACCGCCGAGCUCCGGGCGGGAGGGGGACAGACGAGCCGGACCGGAACUGGAGACCGCCCAACUCGGAACCGCAGAGCCGGGAGGAAGACGGCAGCCUGGAGGAGGAGGAAGAAGAGAACCGGUCUCAGACUCCCGCCCCCCUGCUCGGCCACCGCGCCGGAGAGCUGGAUGAGUAGGGCAGGGAGACCCCUCCCCGAAGGGGAGGACCCCGACACCCUGUCGUCCAUCUUGGACUGCUCUGACAUUUCGAAACAUCGUUAAGCUCCCCCUGCUGUCCUCCUACCUCUCCUCCUUUAUUGAAUGCUAAUAGACUAUAGAUAUAUACUAAUACAAGUUGAGAAUCCCUCAUCCAAAAUUCCUGGGACAAGAAAGUGUUGCGGAUUUCGGAUUGUUUGGGAUUGCGGAAUAUUUUCCUAUUUAAAAUGGGACAGCGUUGCGGGGGGAUAGGACCCACGUCGAAACGCGAUAUCCAUUUACAUUGCCUGAGAUAAAUCAGUGAGCCGGAACGUUCCGGAUUUGGGAGGGUUUCGGAGUUUGGGAAUUUCGGAUAAAGGAUUUUCACGUAGUUUUAUAUGCAGUUUUAAUCAUUACAACUGCAGCAGGUCCGAGAAACUUAAAGGGGGAGGGUACGCCGUCGAUUAAAUCACUGCGAGCCAGAACGUUCCGGAUUUGGGAGGUUUUCGGAGUUUGGGAAUUUCUGAUAAAGGAUUUUCAUGUAGUUUUAUACGCAUUUUUAAUCAUUACCACUGCAGCAGGUCCGAGAAACUCGAGGGAGAGGGUACGUCGUCGAUGACAUCACUGGGAGCCGGAACAUUCCGGAUUUGGGAGGUUUUCGGAGUUUGGGAAUUUCGGAUGACGGAUUUUCGUGUAGUUUCAUUUCGUGUUUAAUCAUUACAACUGCAGCAGGUCCAAGAAACUUAAAGGGGGAGGGUGCGCCGUCGAUGACAGCACUGGGAGCCGGAAAGUUCCGGAUUGGGGAGGUUUCCGGAGUUUGGGAAUUUUCGGCCUGGAUUCGUGCCUGACCUGGUCCUGAGUGAGUGUGACAUUUCCCAAAGAGCUGAAAGGCAGGGGGGGGAGAGCAUUAUCAGAAACAGGCAGGGCGCCAUCUGUGGAAGUAUAUCAUGUGUGGUUCUAGUACAAAUGAAAUGGUCAGUCAUGAACUGCCAUUCACAGUCACAAGGUGACCAGUGCUGUACCUGAACUGUAAAAAUAAUAAUUGCUGACACUUAUAGCACUUUUCUGGACCCUCCACUCAAAGCACUUUAUAGGA
Messenger RNA from Lepisosteus oculatus (spotted gar), 1879 nucleotides. The record is from RefSeq and is a predicted model, not a curated record. Lineage: Eukaryota; Metazoa; Chordata; Actinopteri; Semionotiformes; Lepisosteidae.